Messenger RNA from Alternaria triticimaculans, 594 nucleotides. RefSeq lists its product as uncharacterized. NCBI's taxonomy places the organism in Eukaryota, Fungi, Ascomycota, Dothideomycetes, Pleosporales, Pleosporaceae. The transcript is spliced from 2 exons. The record is from RefSeq and is a predicted model, not a curated record. Bases 1 to 594 code for a protein of 197 amino acids.
AUGGGUCAACCGAAGCAGUCCGAGCCCGUCUACUACAAGCCGACCGCACCAUCAUCAUCGGCCUCAUCGACCCACUCGAUACCAUCCGUACCACCACCGCCCUACUUCAAGUCGCAAUUCAUCUCCCCGUCCUCAUUCAAGUCCGCGGUGAAUGCCAAACUCGACAAGCCCGUCGUAUCCCUCUUCCGUCUCAGCAUCCGUAUCUUCCAACUCGCUUUCGCACUCGCAUCGGGCAUAUCCUACGCCAUCGAAUUGAGCCAUGCGACAAGCACUUCGAAGACCGACUUCAUAUUUGCGCAAGUCGUCUUUGGGCUUACCCUGUUGGUUCUAGUUAUCGACAGUGUGACAGUACGCAACUACCGUGUCACUUGGAUCCCGGAAUGGAUCUUGGCGGUCUUAUGGAUUGCCUCUUUCGGCCUCUUCUAUACGAUCUAUUCAAGCGGGGACAUCGAGCAAGGGUACCAGAAUGUGGAUGUGGGGCGCAUGAAGAGAGCUGUGUGUAAUGUGCUGCUCGGGGAUCAAAGCAACUAUCAAGGCAAAGAUGGACAGACGAAGACAGAGAAAGGAGGCAAGGCGGCAAGUAAGGGAGGUUAG